Molecule: messenger RNA, 987 nt
Organism: Symbiodinium sp. CCMP2592
Lineage: Eukaryota; Dinophyceae; Suessiales; Symbiodiniaceae
Source: the annotation of a GenBank genome assembly
AUGUUCUUCGUGUUGUCUCUCCCAACCUUCGAAGACGAGUCUUCCCAAGACACGGACUUCGUGCACGGCAGCGGCCUGGCCGCGGGAGUGCUUGUGAGCUCUGCAUUGCCUGCUGCAGCAUUGGGGGCCUUCGGUGGUCAGGUCGCAAACUUGGUGGGCCGUCGCAGAACUCUGCUUGCUGUGGCAAGCCUCUUUGCGCUUGCACCGCUUGCAAUGGCUGCUGCACCAUCCUUCCUUUUCCUUCUAGCCGCCAGGUUCCUCUGCGGACUGUCAAUCGGCGUUUCCUCAGUGCUUACGAACCUCUACAUCACGGAGGUGAGUCCAGCUGUGUGCCGCGGACGCUUGGGUGGCUGGGCGCCCUUCAUUGGCACCAGCGGAAUCCUCGUAUCCUACAUAGUGUCCUCAGCGCUGCAGCCUUUCCCAUGUCAGGCAUGGAGGUGGCAGUUUGGCUUGGCAGUGCUACCUGCACUGCUGCAGCUCCUGCUGAGCCGACAGUUGCCGGAAACUCCGCGCUGGCUUCUGGCGCAGUCGCGGAAAGAGGAGGCACGGCAGAGCCUCCAGCAGCUGUUUCCAAAGGCGGCCCCGAGCUGCGUCGACGAGGAACUCUCCAGGUUGGAAGUCGACCUGGGCCACACAGCGGAGGUGGCGGCGAUCAGCUCCUGGAAUCUCUGCUCUACAGAGCACCGGGCCUCCACACUUGUGGGAGUGGCGAUCAAUGUGCUCCAGCAAGUCUCGGGCAUCAACGUCUUCAUCUACUUUGCACCUCAGAUCCUGGAAGACGCAGGCUUCGGCCGAUACUCCAUGGUCUCUACCGUGUUGGUGAGCUUGAUCCAGCUCACUGCUACGGCGGUGCUGAUCCAAUUCAUUGAUCGUGUUGGGCGCCGGCCUCUGGCUUUGAUAGGCCUUGCCGGGAUGAUGGCCGGCCUUCUGCCGCUUGGACCGUUCUAUAUAGUAGAUAUCACGUGUAACAUAUACCGCAUGCUGUAA